UGAUCAUUUGCGGUUUGCUUGUAUGCUCUAGAUUGAUGUUUUUUGUUUGAAUAAUUUGUAUGAGAAAAUUGAUGUAACUUUUAUUUUGAAAGAAACUUGUUAUUGUAAAUUUUUUACCACAAAAACCCACGGGUACCCAUGAACUCGCGGAUACCCAACGGGUUGGGUUGGGUUUGAGUUUUUCAAACCUAGCGGGUUUUACCCCGGGUUUUUGUGGCAGAUAAACCCAUGGGUUUGGGUUUGACAAAACCCGCCCCAACCCGCCCUAUUGCCAUCCCUAUUUGGAAGCGUUGAGACCAAAAAGUUCUUUUGUUCCAUCAUUAAAUUGCUCAGCCUAGGCAUUGGAGCCAUGAGAUAAACCUAAAAAAAUUCAAUGUAAUAGAAGUUGAUUUGUAUGUACUUCAGAAAUGUAUCAAAUAAACUCAUCCAUUAGGAAGGAGGACCCUCUCUUUCUGUCAUAUUAACCAAGAUUCAUGUCUUACUCAGAGAUGCUAGCCAAGAAAAUGCAGAUUUAACAUGGAACUUGGGUAUCAUCCUCAAAAACCAGAAAAGAACAAUACUUCCUCUCCAAUGGAGGAAUCUCAAAACAUUGAUAAUUAGUUAAUUAACUGUAUGUUUUCCCACAAUAAUCGCCCUUCCUAUUAAUAAACUGCGUCUCAAAUACAUAUACAUGGUUAAUUCUCUCCUAUUUACAACCCUCCCAUUAUUCUACUCCUUCGGCUGAUAGGAGGGCUCGAUAGAUGAAGAAGAUCAGAAGCAGAAACAGGAACACAAAUCCAGCAGAUAAAAUUUUGCUCUGGCAGGCGGGAUUGGCAUCCCCAGCUUCGGGAAAGCGCCGACUACAUAUGUGCUCUAGACGGGCUGCUACAACAUCUUCCUUUGUGAAAUACAAGGAGUACAGGUGAGAAUGCAGGUAUUCCACUAUCAUAUACUCCUCCUGUUUUCGUGCCAGUACACAACAAUGUAUACACUGAGGAUCAAGUUCGAGUACAGGAGAAGUUGACGUUUCACGGUCUUUGUUGGGCUUUCAAACCAUGCAUUGACGGGUUUGCGUUCUGCAUACCGGUUAUUCAGGUAUUUUAAUACAUUUUUACUAUUUGAAAUGUUUCUAUUCUUGCAGACCAAGUAAAUUUCAUACUAAUGACUUCCUAAUAUUUAAUUAGGUUGAUGGAAGGUCAAGAGUUGGCCAUGUGGACGUUCCAUAUGGACAACGGGGCCAGAUGGGGCAUUGCAACUACCAACCACGGAGAAGUAUAAAUAAUGUGUACAAGGGCCUUCGAGCGAUGCCUAUUUCUGUCAUAGUGGAGAUGUCAUACUGGAAGGUCAACGAGUGGCAGGUGGCUCGGCUGCAGCUAGCGAUAUGGAGGGAGAUAUCUGGUCAUCCGAUAGCACAUGACGUUUUUGAGCAAAUGCAGAAGAACAAAGAAAAUCAAGUAAGCAUAAAGUUGUUCUUUUCGAUCGCAGUGAAGGGAUAUUUGCAGUGGAAACAGGUGUAUGGGGUGGAGGUAGACGUGGCCACAAUCGUCAGACGGUUACUCUGCACUAUGAAUCAGGGGAGUGUACAUGUCAAAAAUAUCAAAACGAGAGGAUACCCUGUUCACAUGCAAUGGCAGUAGCUAAGUCAUUAAGCAUGAACAGAAACACUCUGGUGAGUCCUUACUACACUGAACAAGCGAUACGAAACUCAUAUGAUGCAACUUUGAGUCCCAUGCCAGAUGAAGCGUAUUGGCCUAUAUACGUUGGGAAGUUGAUUAUCCCACCGUUGCACCUAAAACGCACCAAGGGUCGUCCUAGGAUUGAAAGGAUUCACGGAAAGAUAAUUAAUAUAUUAAUAAUAAUUAACUAUAUAUUAAAAUAUUAAACAAAUGCCCUAAAAAGAUAUCUUUAACUCAAUAUUUCAAUUAACCAAUCAAUAUAUAUCAAUCAAUAUUAUAUAUAUUGAUUGAUAUAAAAAAGACUUCUUUGGCCGGCACCAGGUGCAUUUCCCCAAGGGUGACCUAAAGUUCCACCGCCAAAUUGUAAUACGGAAUCAUCUCCAAAGAUCUCUGUCAGAGCAGGCAUAUGCCAAACGAUCAAGUUUGAUGGAUUCGCCCUCUGAAACAAGAAGUUCUGGUCCUGGAGGUAUAAUAUUAAUUACUUGACGUCCCUCUGGCGCAUCGCCGGGAAUCUCCGGAUCUACGCUUAUUUUCAACUCCCCGAAGCAUUUCGUCGCUUACUACGCCCUUCCUCGUCUCUGGGUGCCUAGGGAUCCACCGUAAGCCUUUCCUCGUUUGAACCUCGCCCUUAACUUCUUUACUUUACUUUAAGGCAUAAUCAUUAACUAUUUCUUUCUUUUGGUACGAGGAACUUAUCAUGAAUCCAUUGAUUUCUGCCGCUUCCGUUAUUGCUGCUGGCUUGGCUGUUUAUGAAUGUCUCCGUGGUGGACUUGAUUUUACCAAAGAUGAUGAAAACGUGAACUCCCAACCAUUUAUGCGUUGGAGAGACCGUUUCUUAUUUUGUGCCGAGCCAAGAGACCUCACAAACCGCAUUGCAUCUCCUUACUGAGGCAGUAGAAUCUUUGUCAGUAUGGUACGUCCCUCCUGUUCCACUGGACUUCUCGGCUGACGUGACUAUGAAUGGAUUGAUGAUUCAUCAACGGGCACAGGCCAAUUCAAAGCGUCGAAAAUCGAUUUUACGGUAUAGACGCUUAUGACCUCCCCCUCUAUGCCUUGCGGUAAUGAUUCCUCUGGCACCAAGAGCACCCCCUCGAGUAAAAGCUUCCACAGCCGGUUGGCCAAAAUGGGCUUCUUUAUGUUCUAACAUUCUUGCCAAUACAUUAUCCUCAUUCUGCUCCGGAUUGUAAUCUCUAAUAAAAAAUAUAGCUCCGUGAGCAAAAGCUCCUGUCAUGAUGAAUCCUGCGAUAUAUUGGUGAUGAGUAUAUAACGCAGCUUGAGUAGUAAAGUCUUGCGCUAUGAACGCAUAAGCAGGUAACGAGUACAUGUGUUGGGCUACUAAGGAAGUAAUAACCCCUAAAGAAAUACCAAGUUCACGUUUUAUCGGUCUUUUUUAUUGAAAAUAACAGUGAGCGCUAAUAUAAGUCCGGAAAGAGGAAUGAAAAAGCAGGAGGUUAUGCAAUACUCGACCGAUUUUUUUCGAGAUUUGCGAUUUUUUUUUAUUUUUUUUUUAUUUUCUUUAGUUGAUUUCUGGUUGUGUUUAUUUUAGCAGUCAAAUCUUUCAUUUUUUCAUAUUAAAAAUGAAAAACCCCUUUUCUCUUUUUAGUUAACUAUCAAUAAAGUCCUUUUGGAUCAAAUACAAGAAUGCGGGCAUCAUGGAUAUUAAUUAUUACAAUUUUUUUAUUAUUUUUUCGUUGGAAUUCUGUUUACUCACUUUAAAUUGAGUAUCCGUUUCCCUCCUUUUCCUGCUAGGAUUGGAAAUCCUGUAUUUUACAUAUCCAUACGAUUGAGUCCUUGGGUUUCGGAAAUAGUGUGAGAUGAAUCAAGUGGAGUGCACGAA
This is a messenger RNA of Linum trigynum, 3492 nucleotides long. Lineage: Eukaryota; Viridiplantae; Streptophyta; Magnoliopsida; Malpighiales; Linaceae. The record is from the annotation of a GenBank genome assembly.